This is a messenger RNA of Lotus japonicus, 591 nucleotides long. RefSeq lists its product as uncharacterized. The transcript has a single exon. The record is from RefSeq and is a predicted model, not a curated record. Bases 1 to 591 code for a protein of 196 amino acids. Lineage: Eukaryota; Viridiplantae; Streptophyta; Magnoliopsida; Fabales; Fabaceae.
AUGGUAAGAAUCAAUGACUUUAACGUGCAAAGAGUGCUUCUGGACCAGGGCAGUUCCGCAGAAAUCAUUUACGGAGAUACGUUUGAUCAGUUGGGAUUAACAGACAAGGAUUUAAAGUCGUACACGGGGAUCCUAGUAGGUUUCUCUGGGAAGAGGGUCCAGGUGCGCGGCUACGUGGAUUUGUUUACGGUCUUUGGGGUUGGCGAAAGCGCUGAGCUUCUACGCAUAAGGUAUUUGGUCUUGCAGGUUACGGUGGCAUACAAUGUCAUCAUAGGGCGGAACACAUUGAAUCGUCUCUGUGCAGUGAUAUCCACGGCUCACCUGGCGGUAAAGUACCCCUGGAUUUGCGGUAAAGUAGGGAGAAUCGCAGUAGAUCAGCGAUGGGCAAGAGAAUGCUACAACAACUGCCUUAGUGUAUAUGGUAAGAAGGGAGUUAAUGAUGGGCACAGGUGUCAUGAAAUUGAAGUCUCUGAGGGCGGAUGGAAACAGCCAGCUGCACAGGGCCAAAGCGCCGCGAGAAGGCGGGAGCAGCCGAUCAGCGAAAGCAUAAAAAGGUCAAGAAAAGACCGAAGUCAGGACAGAGAAAGCUGA